Molecule: messenger RNA, 2844 nt
Organism: Lampris incognitus (smalleye Pacific opah)
Lineage: Eukaryota; Metazoa; Chordata; Actinopteri; Lampriformes; Lampridae
Gene: rnf11a
Product: ring finger protein 11a
Exons: 3
Coding region: 355-798 (147 amino acids)
Source: RefSeq, a predicted model, not a curated record
GUGGACUUCCGGAAACGCUGUGACGAAACGUCCGGCCUGACUUUUUGUAAACAGCGAGCCGAAUCAAACAACCUCGAUGAAACGCUCAAAGAGCUGUUGUCAUGUGUAAAUUGACCGGCCGUCGCAUAGCAGAACGCCAGAAGUCUUGAUUCAGCUCAUUCGUAAAUCGUGUUCGCUUGUUUGUAUCGAUUCGCCGUUAGUUUGAACCGAACGACAACACGCUAGCUAGCCCUUAGCUAGCCAACAGCAAACCCCAGCGCCUUCUGACUGUAGGUAGCGUCAACACAACUGACCGACCAGCUUUAUUGUCUCUCCGCCGUCAGCCGCAGAAGGCAUUCCGUGGGUCUCAUUUUAAUGGGGAAUUGCCUGUCUUCACAAAGUGCCGAUGACUUGUCGCUCCUGAAUGAGCCCGAGGGUGCCAGUCUGCCAGGGGAGCCUCCACCGCCCUACCAGGAGCGUUCCCAGUCGGUACCAGUUUACCACCCCACCCCUGUUGAGAGUCGACCCGCCAGCCAACUGACUGAGGAGGAGCAGGUCCGCAUUGCCCAGCGUAUCGGUCUCAUCCAGCACCUACCGAAAGGCAUCUUUGACCCGGGCUCUGAGCCCUCCGACAAGAAAGUGAAAGAGUGUGUGAUCUGCAUGAUGGACUUUGAGUAUGGCGAUCCCAUUCGGUUUUUACCCUGUCUCCACACCUACCACGUGGACUGCAUUGACCCCUGGCUGAUGCGCUCCUUCACCUGCCCUUCCUGCAUGGAGCCGGUAGAUGCUGCCCUACUGUCCACUUAUGAAACCAACUGAGCAACCCCCUCAUGGCUGCUUCUGCCUGAUACACAAGUAUACCUAAUAAGCCCAAAUGCUCCCAAGGAAAGGUUGCAUUACACUGUAGUUGGGAGGGUGGUUUAGUAUGCAUAUAUAUAUAUGUAUGUAUGCUGAAAAUUGGUGUUGGCAGAUUUUGGCCAAGAAAAGUAUUUGCCUUUAAUUAUAGGACAUGCCAAAUAAAUAUCAAAUGAAGGAAAAAGAAAAGAAGAUAUUACUACAUGCUAAGUUUACUUUGAAAUGGCUCUCAUUAAGAGAUGGUUCAUGAUUUUCAUGGUGAUUGAAUUUGUGAAACCAGUGUCAUUUACUUGCCCCACAAAUAUCCCUUUUCCACAAGAAAAAGAAUCACUCUUUCAAAAAUCGACACCUGAGCUGACAUAGCACAGACAUCACUUUCUAUUAUGAUGAGCAGAACAGGAGGCAAAGAGUCAUUAUUGUGUUCUUUCCAGAAUACUUACGGCCUUGAAUGUCUCUUAAGUCCUUUCUGGAAAUGCAAACAUCAAAAACAAUAAUAUCCUUUAUUCCCAACACCUGAAUAACAAAAUGUGUCAUUAUAGCCUAUGAGGAGAUUUUGGAUGUAUGUGUGGUUUAAUGGGUUUUUUCUUUCCUUUUUUUUUCCUUUCCUUUUUUUUCUUCUUUUUUUUUUUGUUUUUUGUUGUUGUUUUUGUCACAUGCCUCUAAGCUGCUUUUAAAAGAGUAGGUCUGUUGUUUUGUGUUUCCACAGUAUGGAUCCUUUAUUUUGCUUUUACUUUUUAUUCUCUACUUGAACUUUUGUUUUUUGGAUUUUAGUUAAAUUUUAGUGACAAAAACAAAUAUGCUAUAAGUCACUCUCAAAGCACCUUGGAAUACCCUACAUCCGGCACUCUGUAGCGCAAAGGAAUAGUAGAUGAUUGUGUGUGUGUGUGUGUGUGUGUGUGUGUGUGUGUGUGUGUGUGUGUGUGUGUGUGUGUGUGUGUGUGUGUGUGUGUGUGUGUUGGUUUGUGUGAAAGAGAAUGACUCGCUUUAUGUAGAGUACAUUUUGAAUUUAUCUUCGUAAUUGUUGGCAGGCCUUGUUGCAGUUGUGCCUGUUUCAUUGUCUAGCGUUUUUUGUCAGAAGACAGUGUUGGAUCUUGUUUUGUAAUUGAUGGUCUCCCUAUAGCACGUUAUCCCGUUGUGGUCACGUGACAUUUUCAGGGCUCUUGGGCCUGGAGAACAAGGUUUUGGAAUGAGAUUUGUUGUCUUAUAUUGAUUAUAAUUUAUGAUACAAACGAGGGUUGUGAAAGCAUAGCUGCAGCAGUGGAAGGGCAUGAUGCAUGGAGGAAAGUCUGAAUGUAGAGGAGCAGCGUUAUUUCAAUGAGCUCAUAUACCUGAACAGUAUUUGAAGUCUCGUAACUUAGUUCAGGAGACAAUAAGACUACAGUUCUGUUUUACUCAAGCUGCUGUGCCUUCUUAAGUUUUAGUGAACCAACUCCUGUGAAGUACAAUCAUUAUAGUUGCAACAUUGUUUUUUUGUUUUGUUUUUUCUUUUUUUUUUUUUUUCUUUUUUUCUUUUUUUUUUUGAUCUCUGAGCAGAAAUGUGAUACCAGCAUAGUGCUGACUUUUUGUCCCGUAUGACGGCGUAGGCCUGUGAAGAAAGCUGAGGUCUGCUCUGGCUGCUGUCACAAUCAUUUAGUCUUUUCUUUUGUAAUGUGUGCGACCAGGGCACAGCUUUUAGGAAAAUGUUGACCACAAUAAAAGUGGGUACCAAAAUUCUCUUGUGAGUGUGUUGUGUUCACUGUAUUUAAAGGCCUGUCAUUUGAGGGAAUGAAAGGACCGAGGUGUAGUUUUUAAUCUAAAUUGCAGCAGUUACAGAUUUGUACGGAUAACUGUGAAUCCGUCGGAUGGUUUGCACUUCAGUUCGGGGAAAAGGUUUUGACAACCGCUAAAAUUCCGUGCAUGUAAUAGUAUUUGUUUUUCCAAAUUAAUGUUAUAUAGUAUGCAUUGUUUAUAAUCAAGUAAUUAAUUUCUAACACAUACACACCUGUUUGGCUUAUACAGUGUUUAUAUCAA